Molecule: messenger RNA, 3048 nt
Organism: Candoia aspera
Lineage: Eukaryota; Metazoa; Chordata; Lepidosauria; Squamata; Candoiidae
Gene: LRRC41
Product: leucine rich repeat containing 41
Exons: 10
Coding region: 152-2578 (808 amino acids)
Cellular component (GO): cytoplasm; nucleus
Molecular function (GO): protein binding
Source: RefSeq, a predicted model, not a curated record
CAAAAUGGCGCUGGAGGGCGCUCGACCUACUCAGCAUGGCAGCAUCAUACAUCCGCAUAACAAUGAGUGACCUCCCAAGAUGGCGUAAUUAAGACUGUGUUUGGUUUCUGUGUUUUUUUAAAAAACACAGUAGACCUGUCGCCCGAACAAUAUGGACAUCAAAUCUGGGGAAGAAGUCGGCAAUCGGAAUCCCCUCAGCCUGUUUGAGCUAAGUGGGGCGGUAGUCAGCUCUGUCAUGGGACAUGUUGAAAAAGAAGUUUGGGCACUUCCAGGUCCAGUACUCCAGGGAAUCUUGCCUCUGCUGAACAUCUAUUAUCUGGAAAGAAUUGAAGAGAUUGCAGUGAAAAAAGGACUCUCAACUGAACCAAUAUGGUGCAGGCUGUGGUUUGACAUCAUGAAAACAAGACCUUCUAGAUUAGAGAAUAUCAAGUGUUGGAGGAAGAAAUUCCUUGAAACUUUCUUCUCAAAUGUGCUGCGUGGGAUCUUGGAUGUGUCUUCACACCAACGCUUGAGCGAUCCUUGUUUUUUGCCCCUGCUAUAUACUUCACGGCAUAUAACGGAGCUUACUAUUUACAACAUGCUUGAAGGUGUCUCAGAACUGAUGGCUGAACACAAUCAGCGUGUCCUUGAGAACUUGGCUGUCUCACUUCGAACUCUGACGUUCCGUCACCUCCUUUCCUCCAGUCUGUCUACUAGACGUCAGUUGAAUUUAUUCCUUCAUCGCCUAAUUCAUCAUGGGGCAGUGAACUACCUAUCUAUGUACUCAUGGCCUGAUCCUGACCCAGCACUUCUAGCUCUCAUUUUGAAAAUGAGUGCUGGGAUUUGGAAUCCUGGUAAGACAUUGAUGAAUGCAGAAGAACUUUGCCAUCUGUGUACAGAGAAAUCGACUGUUCAGAGCCAAAAGCUGGAUCAAGAAUGUAGGCCUCCUUUGGGUUCAGACCAACUGUUUCCGAGAGCAGCAACUGGCCAAUUUAGUGAUAAUGAAUUGAGGAAUGUGGAAAUCUUGCCCAGUGUGCCUCAAGAAUUUUUUCCAGGCUUUGAAAAUGCUGUAGAGCUAUCCAGAACCAGCAAUAAGAGCUUUAGUGAGCCACUGGACCACCGAUUGGGUAACAGUUCCUACCAAAGUCAGACACUGCACAAUGCUAGCUCAAAAAGUUUCAGUGCUGAAGUAGCAUCUGUUAGCUUUUCCCCAGCAAAACCAUCUCAAGGCAGUUUUGCUUUGGGAAAAUCUCCAAAGAGGCGCAAAGCUGUAAUAACGAAGAAGCACAGCAUCUGUCAGAAAACUAGCAAAGUCACCGCCGAGAUGGAAGACCUUUAUGACUUUGUCUUCACAAUUGCAAAGGAGGAGGAGGAGAUGGCAUUCUAUCACAAAAUAAAAAAUGUUGACAAGGGGGAACAUUUUGCUAAUGAAUCCUCUCUCCGAGCAGAGGCUUCCAGUGUGACUGGUAUGGUUGGUUCAGAGGGAACCCGACCUGUUGGGAUCACUUCUCUGAAAACAGUUAGCCGUUUCCGAAGCGUAUCCACACUGGAAGUGUUCUCUAUCCCACUGUCCAGGAAUACGUGCCAGAUGCUUGGUAAUCUGCUGAGCUCUUGGGUAUCUUUAGAAAAACUUAUUCUUACUUUGAAUGGUCUAGGCCCUGGUAUCUUCAGCAUCCUCUCUGGGCUCCGAAUUCUUUCUCAACGCAGUGAUUACUGCCUCCGCGUGGUACGCAUCAGUGAUAUGUUUGCUCAUGUUCCAUGCAUGAAUCUUGUCCAUUCUUUUCUGAGUGCUGUACCAUUGCUUCGGGUGCUCUUGGUCAGCUUUGAUCUCAAAACUGCAGCAGAGUGGAAUAGGCUGGAGGAAGACAUGGGCUCAUCAUCCUUAGUAGAAAAAAUUCCAGAGACUUAUCUGGAGCAUCUUGAGAUCAGAUUUCCUAGGGAACCUCUUCAAACAAGUCUCCUGGUGCCUGUACUGAAAGCUUCAGGAUCUCUCCAGAGUCUUUCUCUAGACAGUGUUGCAAUUUCUUGUCCUCAAGAGGUUUGGCUUCUCCUGCAAGCCCUCAAAGAAUAUAACCCAAAACUGAAGAAACUAAGUUUUCAUGAUGUCAACCUUUCUGGCCAUUCAAAAGAAGUCCUCUUUCUUCUACAAAACCCAAUUCUUCAAGAGAUCAAUUUUUCAUUUUGUCGGCUGUUUGAAAACUGUACAGCUGAGCUUCUGACUGAAAUGAUUACUGCCAUGAAGAAGAACUCAUCGCUAACAACCCUCAAACUCCCUGGAAAUAGGUUGGGAAAUCACAGGUUGAUUGCACUGGCUGACAUUUUUGCUGAAGAUUCAUCCUCUUCUAUCAGUCAUCUGGAUGUAAGCUCCAACUGUAUUAAGCCUGAUGGGCUUCUGGAAUUUGCCAAAAAGCUGGAAAGUUACACAGCUGAACGCAGAGAACGUUUCAAGUUUACCAAACUGUGCCUUUAUCAGAACUGGCUGGACCAAGAUGCUAUAACUGCUCAAGAAGCCCUUUCAAGACUAAAAGCUAUGUGCAGCGUAGUUAGUGAUGCAUGGGACUCAUCACAAGCCUUUGCUGACUACAUCAGUGUAAUGUAACAAGCACUUUAUGGAAGAAUAUCUUCUAAUAAACCUGCUUACCAUAUUUACUGGAAUAUGGCCACUCUUUAAGCACCAUUUCUAACCAGUACUUCCAGUAUAGUUGUAUUUGUAUCCAGAUUUCUCUGAUCUCUGUAUUUAGCAUGAGGAGGACAGUAAAUGUUGGUGGAACUCUCCCAUUUCCAAAACAAUUGUUAUAGUGUUAGUAAAGUAUGUUAGCUAUUAUGUGGAAUCAAGAUUUAUCAACUCAUCAGUGAAAAAUUUAUUCACUUAAAAUUGAAUCCCACCUUGUGCUCUAUGGAUGAAAAUACCUAGAUCAGCUUAAACUAUUCUCCCAAAUGCACCACACAGAGUUUAGGGAAUUUAAAUACUUCCUGUAUUUUAACAAGAGUAAAUUAUAAUACUGCUUUCUGAAGUACGUUUUCUACUUAUGCAGGCCUCACUGUUAAAAUAAAAAGUAUUACAACCAU